Messenger RNA from Labeo rohita (rohu), 1642 nucleotides. It is a transcript of the gene fgf10a, whose product is annotated as fibroblast growth factor 10a. The transcript is spliced from 4 exons. NCBI's taxonomy places the organism in Eukaryota, Metazoa, Chordata, Actinopteri, Cypriniformes, Cyprinidae. Gene Ontology annotation, cellular component: cytoplasm. Gene Ontology annotation, molecular function: type 2 fibroblast growth factor receptor binding; growth factor activity; chemoattractant activity. Bases 332 to 937 code for a protein of 201 amino acids. The record is from RefSeq and is a predicted model, not a curated record. Gene Ontology annotation, biological process: positive regulation of gene expression; secretion by lung epithelial cell involved in lung growth; cell differentiation.
AUGAGUAAACGUCUCCCCCGGUUAGCGGUCGACUUCCUCGCUUCUCCGCGACUCCAACCGCUCUUUUGACCUAAGGGGCUCUUCAGUGGAUUGUACGUGGGAGAGCAGGAGGAGGUGAAGCGGUUCCCCACGGAGGUGUUUUGAGUUAUGGAUGUUGACACAUUCCUUCUGGACACGAGAGGAACUGGAUCCAGCCUGAGCAGCGCAAGCAGACGCCACCGCCACGGACGCUUCACUGGGCUUCACCUCCUGGUAUCACCCUUUCUCCCGGCCAGCUCUUCAGCAUGUACCUUUCUGUGAGGCUCUUCCCAGUCUUCCGAGCUCCAGGACAAUGUGCAAAUGGAAAGUGACUAAGGGUGCCUCAGCCUGGUUCCGCCUGUCCUGGCUUUCCCUGCCGCUGCUGCUCCUGCUCCUGUGUUCGGCUCUGCCUGUGGCCUGCCAUGACACCCACAGGGCCGUCCGUGCCCCGAGGGGCGCCAACUCCUCGUCGUCUGCCGUGGUGGGGCGGCAUGUGCGCAGCUACAACCACCUCACGGGGGAUGUGCGCAAGAGGAAACUCUUCUCCUACCAGAAGUUCUUUCUCAGGAUCGAUAAGAACGGAAAAGUCAACGGCACCAAAAGCAAGGACGAUCCGUACAGUACACUCGAAAUCAAGUCUGUGGAUGUGGGCAUCGUUGCCAUCAAGGGGAUUCAAAGCAAUUACUACCUUGCAAUUAACAAGAAAGGGGUGGUCUACGGGGCGAAAGAUUUUGGUGUUGACUGCAAGCUGAUAGAGCGGAUAGAGGAGAACAGGUACAACACCUACGCCUCGGCAGAGUGGAGGAACAGGAAGAAGCCCAUGUUCGUCGGCCUGAUGGCCAACGGGAAGCCGAUGAGAGCCAAAAAGACCCGGAGAAAAAACACAGCCACACACUUUCUCCCCAUUCCUAUCGUGUAGCUACAACCCCACCAAAAGGGAACAUUUAACUGCACUGAGGAAAGACUUGGAAUUUUUUUUUUUUUUUUUUUUUUUUUCGACAGUUUGGAGAAGGCACUAUGUAAAGGAACUAAGAGAACUCCUUUUCACUGAGUCCGAUUGUUGUCACAUAUUUGUUUUUAAGUUAUUGGCACCAGGGAAAAUAUGGGACAUUUUUUUAUGCCAAACCCUUUUCUAGCGAAAGGAAAGGUUGGACCAAACCCGACGGAACCCGAGGAUUCGGACAUUGCAACCUCCCAGAAUGAACUGAGGAGACCUUUCACAGAGUGUAUUGCUUGUGUGUAUUUGUGUGUGUGACCUUUGGAUGCAGUUAUUUAUGCUGUACUAACUCAUACGAAACACUCUAACAGACUCUCAAACUCUGUGACUCAGUGGACUGAAAGUUAUGCAAACACUUACUGGAAGCACUUGCUCAAGGUGCAAGACUGAGAGACCGAGACGGAGACCCCGCAUCCUACCAUCCGAAUUUAGUCAAGCUAGCACCAUAGCGUAAAGAACUCUAACAUUAUUAACAUGCAAAAGCCACUGUAUUUGAUAUCUCCAUUCUUUACCUGACUGCUUUGGAAUAAAUUAUUUAUUUUAUGUAAUAUUUAAAGAAAAACAAAGGCAAAAAAACAUGGAAUGGACAUUUUUUUAUCAUUUAUGCUCCUCUUUUAAAAAGCUAUU